Molecule: messenger RNA, 4367 nt
Organism: Stomoxys calcitrans (stable fly)
Lineage: Eukaryota; Metazoa; Arthropoda; Insecta; Diptera; Muscidae
Exons: 8
Coding region: 312-4304 (1330 amino acids)
Biological process (GO): cell surface receptor protein tyrosine kinase signaling pathway; positive regulation of kinase activity; protein phosphorylation
Cellular component (GO): signaling receptor complex
Molecular function (GO): ATP binding; transmembrane receptor protein tyrosine kinase activity
Source: RefSeq, a predicted model, not a curated record
UCGCUUACCAUACUGGCAGUCGUUUCAGUGUUGUUUACUAUUAGAACACGUCGGUCUCCGGAUGUCUGCAUUAAUUAUAUGUCUCGGAAUUUGCCAAAUAUACAGACUUUAUUUGUUUUGAAAAGCUCUCGCGGUAUCUGCCCAUAAAACCACUUGUCAACACAAUUUUGUUUUGUUUUGAUUCAUUAAAAUUUUGUGAAAGAGCGCGACACUGAACACAACGUUCAUAUUACUCUUGUACCAAUGAUUUGCUGGAACUUACUCGUGUGUGUGUGUAUGUGUGUGUGCUGUGUGAUUUCGUAUAAAGUGAAAUGCAUAUAUGUAUUACAAAAAAGCUUAUGAAAACAAAUGUGCAAAUUAAAUGCAUGCAUCCAGCUGCAACCUGUAUGAAUUUAACGAGUGAGUUUGGUUCACAACCAAUCAACAACGAGAUAACAAUGCAUUUAAAAUCUCCAUACUUCGGUGCUAAGGCGCUCAUAAUAAAACUGUUUUUUGCCAUGGCAUUUAUGACUGUCUUUGGGCAAAUUGCAGCCUCUACAAAAUCCGAAGUCAACGAGUUCAACCAAAGAGAGGAAAUCCAAUCAAAUGUUUACAGCUUUACAUGUUUUACAAAUAAGAGUGAGAUACCCUUUUCUCCAAAUCAGGAAAAAAUUGGCCUUCAAAUUACAACAUGGCCAUCACAUCAACUAAUUACCCGAAUAUUUGCAAUAUUUCUACGAGAAGUUCUUAAUUAUCGAAAUGUUUCUUUGUUUCCUAUUGUGUUCAACGAAGAAUCGAAAGGUAACCCACAAUUUGAGGAGCAACAAAGACUUAGUAGCACAAUGGAUCUAAUGAAUAACCGUUAUGCUUUAAUGAUGAAUAUGGGUCUUUGGACCCCAUCCCAAGGCCAUAGUCGGAAACCAUCGAACGUUCUUCAGGCUGGUAUAUCUAUGACAUCGGGACGUUUUGGUUGGUACACUUCACCAACUUAUAUGAACUCAACAAAAGAAUACUUACACUACUCUAUCUUUCUUAAUCGUUCGAACUCACUUUACGAACAGUUUGUCAUCGAAGACGAAGAUAUGGGUGUCCUUCUUCAAGUUAGUUCUGACAAUUACACAUCGCCCUUAUGUAAUAAGAUCAAAUGCGCUACUCUACUGGCAGAAUUCAAAAAUGAUACAUCAUUUGUGAAGUUUCAGAUACGUGAUAUGAAAGCUUUCUUAAACGUUCUUUGGCUUGGGCCGAGCUUCCGUUCACAAAUAAAUCGCUUGUACUCAAAAUAUACAACUGGGCUAUCAGACAAACGCCUUUUAAUUGUGCAUUGGACGCCCUCAGAUGUCAUUGAUGGCGAAAAUGUGUACGAACAUAUCGCAAUGCCACAAUGCGAAGAGCUGAAAUCUUUAUGGUAUUCAGAUUGCAAGUACGAGUUGACGGCCGUUAUUAAAUACUAUGCAAAAGGAAUAUCGAAAUACAAACGCCUUAUGUUUGCUCUACAAAAGUUUUGGAUCCGAAACCUAGAGCUGAAGAAGUUAUUUCAAGAUCUUAAUAAGGAACGCCGCUAUAUCAAGGAAUCGACUUUGCCUGAAAGAAUAUAUGACAUGUUGGCCUGCAAAUGGUUACAAAGCAACACAGAUACGUACAAAACAUGGGUGCUUAAAGAACGAAUAACUUUGUCGGUCGGAGGCAUAUUUCCCAUUGUAGAGAAUAAUCGAGGGCACCAGAACAUAGUUCAGGCCGUUCGUAUGGCAGCCAGUGCUAUUAAUGAAAGUAACGAAAUUUUGAACAAUUACAAUUUCCGUGUUCACACGAAUGACGGCGAAUGUAAAGCUGAUAUUGUGAUGAGGACAUUUAUACAUUACUUCAAUGAUCCGGAGGUGGUGGGCAUACUGGGACCAGCCUGUAGCGAGACAGUUGAACCUAUAGCAGGGAUUUCACGCCACACCAAUAUGGCGGUGAUUUCUUACUCUGCCGAGGGUGCAUCCUUCCUUGAUAGACAAGCCUAUCCAUUCUUUUUUCGCACAAUUGGUUCUAAUCGGCAAUACGAAGAUCUUUAUAUUAGUUUAAUGAAGGAAUUAGGUUGGAAAAGAGUUGCAGCCUUAACAGAGGAUGGUCAGAAAUAUACCGAGUAUAUUUCUCAUAUGGAGUCAACACUGAAAAACAACAAUUUUGAGCUGAUUGCAAACAAAAAAUUUUUGAGUGAUGUCAGUCCCGUUCUAAUGAAUAAGUAUCUGGAUGACUUAAAAAAGAGACGUGCGAGAAUUAUCAUUGCAGAUAUUCAGAAUAAAUAUGCAGCUAUUGCAAUGUGCGAGGCCUAUAAACUAGAGAUGACUGCGCAUCAAGGAUAUGUAUGGUUUCUACCAUCGUGGCUGUCGAGUGACUUUCAAUCUCUUUUAGUUGAAGGAAAUAACAGUUGCUCAAUUGAAGAGCUGGAAGAUGCUUUUGAAGGACAUUUUAGCAUUACACAUUCCCCUUAUGGAAAUAAUGAGACUAUCAUGGAAGAGAAUAUUUCAAUUAAACAAUGGAGGGAGUCUUACAGUGCCCGAGUACAUGAUGUAUCAAUGUAUACAGCAUUUGCAUAUGACGCAGUCUGGGUAUAUGCUAAGGCGGUAGAUAAAAUUUUGACAGAAAACAAAAAUUCUGUCGAAACUUUUAGAUCAAAAUCGAUGAUGACUCGUCUAGUGGAUGCAAUUUGGGAAACCGACUUUGAUGGUCUUUCAGGAAGAGUGCGUUUUGGACAAGGUGGAUCGCGUAUUACUGAUUUGGUGGUUAACCAGUGGCGUAAAAAUCAGUCAAUUGAAGUAGGGAAAUUCAUUCCCAAGAUUAUAGGAACUCGGCGAAAUCUUCGAACCAACGGCGGGCACUUAAUUAUUAGAACGAAAUCUAUUACAUGGUUACCCGAUGGAACUCCACCUGGAGAUGGUACAUAUGAUUGUAGUUUCUCGUCACUGGCAGAGUUUCUGGAUAUGGAUUGCGAAAAGGCUUCGCUUGCAUUCACUACUCUCAUUUGUUUUAUAGCAAUGGUAGUCAUAUCGCUUAUUUCAUUUUUGUUCUGGAAACGACGUUAUGACAAAAAACUAAAACGUUCAGCCAAGAUAAUGAAAAAUUUUGGAAUUGAUCUUUUGUCACCUUCUCAUAUCAACACAUUAGAUAAAUGGGAAGUACCCAAGGAAAACGUUGUCGUUAAUCGAAUUUUGGGAAAAGGGGCUUUUGGUAAAGUAUAUGGCGGUGACGCUUUAAUAGGCCCUGAAGGAUGGACAGCUGUAGCUGUAAAGACUCUAAGAACUGAGGCGUCUACAGAAGACCGACUUGAUUUUUUGUCGGAAGCCCAAGCCAUGAAAUUGUUUAAUCAUAAAAACAUAGUUAAGCUUUUGGGAGUCUGCCUCCAGUCAGAACCAAUCUACUCUAUAAUGGAAUUUAUGCUCUAUGGAGAUCUUAAAACUUUUCUGUUAGCCCGUCGCCAUAUGGUGAAUGAAAAAAUCAACGAUGAUUCAGAUAUAACACCCAAACGCCUUACAAUGUACGCUAUGGAUGUCGCUCGAGGUCUCGCCUAUUUGGCUCAACAAAAGUAUGUCCACAGAGACAUCGCCUGCCGGAAUUGUCUGGUGAGCUCCCAAAGAGUCGUAAAAAUUGGAGACUUUGGGAUGGCGAGGCCUACAUACGAAAGCGACUAUUAUCGAUUUAAUCGUAAAGGCAUGCUCCCUGUUCGUUGGAUGGCUCCCGAAGCCCUGGUCCUUGGCAUGUUUACUCCCGCAUCUGACGUUUGGGCUUUUGGUGUUGUCCUUUUCGAAAUAAUUACUUUCGGAUCUCUACCUUAUCAAGGAUUGACCAACAAUCAAGUAUUGGAAUAUGUUAAAGCAGGUAAUUGUUUGGAUGUUCCAGCUGGAGCAAAACCUCAGCUAGAGGGACUUUUAAAGUCAUGUUGGAAUAAGGAUACGAAAAAAAGACCCACAGCCUCGGAAAUUGUUAAAUAUAUAGCAAAGUAUCCGAGCAUAUUAACACCUUGUUUAGACUUCCCAAUUGGCUCAGUCGAGAUGACUGAAUCAGAAAGCGACCAGUUAGAACUUUUGCCAAAGCCUCGACACAGUUUACAACAAAUCAAUGAUGAUGCCUGUAAAUCAACAACUACUGAUAAAAUAAGCAGCGUUAUUUGUGAUGGAAAAACCAACGAUCCCGUGUGUAUCGAAAUGGACCAGAAUAGUAAUAAGAGCGGCAAUGGUGCGGAACUAUACAACACAAUUUUACCAACAACACCAGAUGGCUACAGCAUCAUGUCCCCAUUAAUCAGCCACUCUAUUAAUCACGUAUAUCAACAAACGCCAUUUUGAGUAAUAUAAUAAUAUAAUUUCAUUUUGAUGAUAGUCUUUCAAUAAUAAUUCGCUUCCAAAUUA